Papaver somniferum (opium poppy) is the source of this 822-nucleotide messenger RNA. RefSeq lists its product as uncharacterized. NCBI's taxonomy places the organism in Eukaryota, Viridiplantae, Streptophyta, Magnoliopsida, Ranunculales, Papaveraceae. The transcript has 2 exons. Bases 1 to 822 code for a protein of 273 amino acids. Gene Ontology annotation, molecular function: RNA-DNA hybrid ribonuclease activity; nucleic acid binding. The record is from RefSeq and is a predicted model, not a curated record.
AUGAAGGAGCUCUGGUUCCUGAGAAAUGAAUGUAUGUUUGACAAAGGAAAAUGUGAUCUGAAUAUCACUAAGAAGAAGAUAAUGAAAGCCAUAUCGGACAUUGAUAUAAGAAUGAAACCAAAUAUGUGGAACAAUCAAUAUGAUUUACAGUUACUAAAGAAAUUUGGAUUGAAGACAAGAAGGGUGAAGAGUAUUAUAAUCAAAGAAGUUUUCUUCCAACUGCCAAGUCAGGGUAAAUUAUUGCUAUGCUGUGAUGGAGCUUCUAGAGGAAACCCAUAUAUUGCUGAUUAUGGUAUAGUGGUGAGAAAUCACACUGGUGAAUUUGUGAUUGCAAUUUCAGGUGGACUGGGCAUAUCUAAUAAUUUCGAUGCAGAGGUUUUUGCAAUACUAAUUGCAGGAGAAUGGGCAGUUCAUAAUGGAUUCCAUGAUGAACUUGUCUUCAGAACAAAUUAUAAAGCAGAUAUCAAUGCAUUCCAAAGUCGGAAACUUCCUUGGUUUGCAAUAACAAGAUGGGAAAAGAUUUGUGCAACAGUGUUUUCUUGGAGCUUUACUCAUAGUUACGGAGAAGUGAAUUUCUCUGCUGACAAAAUGGCAAAAAGGGGAGUUGCACUUAGUAGAGGGGAAAAAAGAAUUCUUGAUAGUAAACCAUCUUUCUUGGGAUGGCCUUCCUGCUGCUUUGUGCGUGAGGAUUCUGGGUCUUAUCUCACUGUUGGUGAUGGCCUGGUAGUAGUGGAGUGGUGCAAGAGGCUCCUCAAGCUGCUGCUCUAUACUGGUGGUAAUGGAGUGCUGAUGGUGAUGGAACUCGAGCUGGUGGAGUUGUGA